AUGAAGUCUAGUCUCCCGAUGACCAUCCAGUUCCGGCAGGAUUCCAUCCUCAACGAGGGGAGGCUCAAAGAGGUCCUGUCCAAGAUCUUUGGAUCAACCUACUGGACCUUGAGCGAAGGUCCUGACACCUUCUAUGUCGAAGCGGCCCACGCACCGAGUGUUUGUGUCGUGCCAGCGCUCGAAGUAGCUGGCGCAAUCAAGAUGAGGAGCGUGGAUGAGCCGUCGGCCAUCAGGGACGAGGACAGUACAGAGUCGAAGCAGACUAAGACGGACGUGGAGGAGAAGCCUGCGACAAAGGCAAAGAAGAAGAAGAGGGCUGAAGUCAAGUCGAGGCAGGAGAAGUCUGUCAGAAAGUCGUACGACGUGGCUGAUGAAGAGGGCAUGGAAGAGCCUGUAAGAGCGAUUUGUAACGUUACUAAGCCACGGCCACGAGAUGAAAGUGAUGGAACGGGAAUGGCGAUGGCUCCUAACUAG
Molecule: messenger RNA, 474 nt
Organism: Fusarium keratoplasticum
Lineage: Eukaryota; Fungi; Ascomycota; Sordariomycetes; Hypocreales; Nectriaceae
Exons: 1
Coding region: 1-474 (157 amino acids)
Source: RefSeq, a predicted model, not a curated record